AUAUCUCAAAACACUCCCUUCCAUUUGCUGAAUCUUCACCACAUUUCCCCCAUUUUCAUGACAUGAUCUUCUAAAACAAUCCAAAACCCAAAAUCUGCAGCAACCCAACGAUGUCGAACUCUUCCACAUCAGAUCUCCUCAAACCUUUCAAACUCAAAACAAAGCAACAAGAACUCCUUAUCCGAGUCUCAAUCCUCUGUCUUGUUUACAUCUUAGCCUUCAUUACCCGUCUCUUCUCUGUCCUCCGUUAUGAAUCCAUGAUCCAUGAAUUCGACCCUUACUUCAACUACCGUACUACCCUGUAUCUUACCCAACAUGGUUUCUACGAUUUCUGGAACUGGUUCGACUAUGAAAGCUGGUACCCUUUAGGCCGAAUCGUGGGUGGUACUCUUUACCCUGGUCUCAUGGUCACCGCCGCCCUCAUUUAUCGCCUCCUUCAUUUCCUUCGUUUCGCAGUCCAUAUACGUGAAGUCUGUGUUUUAACGGCUCCGUUUUUCGCUUCGAAUACGACCCUUGUUGCUUAUUUCUUUGGGAAAGAAAUUUGGGAUUCUGGGGCUGGGCUUGUUGCUGCGAUUUUGAUUGCUGUUUGUCCUGGUUACAUAUCUAGGUCCGUAGCUGGCUCUUAUGAUAAUGAAGGAGUUGCCAUUUUCGCUUUGCUUUUCACGUUUUAUUUGUUCGUGAAGGCGGUUAAUAAGGGUUCUUUGGCUUGGGGUUUAGCUUCGGCUUUUGGUUAUUUUUACAUGGUUUCAGCUUGGGGAGGAUACGUUUUUAUUAUUAACUUAAUCCCACUUUAUGUAUUGGUGCUUUUGAUAACUGGGAGGUAUUCCAUGAGGCUAUAUGUUGCUUAUAAUUGUAUGUAUAUUUUGGGAAUGUUGCUGGCAAUGCAGAUUCGAUUUGUUGGGUUUCAACAUGUACAAUCUGGUGAACAUAUGGCUGCCAUGGGUGUCUUCUUCUUGAUGCAGGUUUUCUACUUUUUGGAUUGGGUGAAGCACAUGCUUAGUGACACGAAAUUGUUUCAAGAGUUUUUGAGUAUCACUGUGACCUGUGCAGUAGCUGCGGGAGGUAUUGCUUUGGGAGUAGGCAUGGCAUCUGGCUAUAUUUCACCAUGGACAGGAAGGUUUUACUCUUUGUUGGAUCCAACCUAUGCGAAGGAUCACAUCCCCAUUAUUGCAUCUGUCUCUGAGCAUCAGCCAACAGCAUGGUCAUCUUUCAUGUUUGAUUUCCAUAUCCUGCUUUUCCUUUUCCCAGCUGGUCUUUACUUUUGCUUCAAACGGUUGUCAGAUGCCACUAUAUUUAUUGUCAUGUAUGGUCUCACAAGCAUGUAUUUUGCUGGUGUCAUGGUUCGGUUGAUUCUUGUUGCUACACCUGCAGUUUGCCUUAUUAGUGCUAUUGCUGUUUCUGCCACUGUGAAGAAUUUGACUGUUCUGUUGAGGUCAAAGAACAAGGUUGCCCAGAUUGGUUCCACUAAAGGAACUAGCAGUGCAAAGGCCUCUUCUAAGGCUUCACUCGAUCAAUCCCAGCCUUUCCAGAAAAAUGGAGCUAUGGCAUUGCUCUUUGGUGCUUUUUACUUGCUCAGUAGGUAUGCUACCCACUGUACAUGGGUCACUUCAGAGGCUUAUUCAUCUCCUUCAAUUGUGCUGGCUGCAAGAGGUGCUCAUGGGAAUAGAGUUAUCUUUGAUGAUUAUCGUGAGGCAUACUUUUGGCUUCGGCAAAAUACUCCCCCGGAUGCUAAGGUGAUGUCUUGGUGGGAUUACGGGUAUCAAAUCACUGCCAUGGGAAACAGAACUGUUAUUGUUGAUAACAACACUUGGAAUAAUACACAUAUUGCUACUGUGGGGCGUGCAAUGUCAUCUUAUGAAGACGAGGCAUAUGAGAUAAUAAGAUCACUUGAUGUGGAUUAUGUUUUAGUUGUCUUCGGAGGUGUUACGGGUUAUUCAUCUGAUGAUAUUAACAAAUUUUUGUGGAUGGUGAGAAUUGGAGGUGGAGUAUUCCCCGUAAUCAAGGAACCUGAUUACCUCGUUAAUGGGGAAUAUCGCGUUGACAAAGGUGCAGCUCCUAAGAUGUUGAACUGCCUCAUGUACAAGCUAUCGUACUAUCGGUUCGGAGAGAUGAUGACAGAAUAUGGCAAACCUCCCGGCUAUGAUCGAGCUCGAGGUGUUGAAAUCGGGAAUAAAGACAUUAAACUAGAACACUUGGAAGAGGCAUUUACGACGUCUAACUGGAUAGUUCGUAUUUAUAAAGUUAAACCACCAAAUAAUAGGUGGUAAGGCUUUACUGAUCUUGAAAAGGACAUGGUAAUUGUAAUUGUACUUGAGUUUUUGAGUUUGAACCUUGAAUUAUAGAUUAGCUGUAGCAAUGAGUUAUAUUUUUCUUGAAACUGAGUUGGUGACAAUGUUCAAGGCUCUUAGGUUUUCUAGAUUUUUUUUUUUUGAAGAUUCUAGAACCCCAUUUUUGCAGAUUUGAUAGUAUUCAGUUAUUUGGUUGUUAUGCUUCAUAACUUUCUAUGAAAGGUUAGGAAAUGCAUUGAAUUAUCUUUUUGGUAUUGUUCGGAGUUCAUGGCUGCUUCUCUCAAUAAUAUCAUCUUCAAAGUUUGAAUUUGCGUUU
Messenger RNA from Gossypium raimondii (Peruvian cotton), 2604 nucleotides. RefSeq names its product dolichyl-diphosphooligosaccharide--protein glycosyltransferase subunit STT3B. Gene Ontology annotation, cellular component: membrane. The record is from RefSeq and is a predicted model, not a curated record. The coding region runs from base 111 to 2267 and encodes 718 amino acids. Gene Ontology annotation, molecular function: oligosaccharyl transferase activity. NCBI's taxonomy places the organism in Eukaryota, Viridiplantae, Streptophyta, Magnoliopsida, Malvales, Malvaceae. The transcript has 6 exons.